Messenger RNA from Tribolium castaneum (red flour beetle), 1292 nucleotides. Its product is annotated as TWiK family of potassium channels protein 7. Gene Ontology annotation, biological process: potassium ion transmembrane transport; stabilization of membrane potential. NCBI's taxonomy places the organism in Eukaryota, Metazoa, Arthropoda, Insecta, Coleoptera, Tenebrionidae. The record is from RefSeq and is a predicted model, not a curated record. Gene Ontology annotation, molecular function: outward rectifier potassium channel activity; potassium ion leak channel activity. The coding region runs from base 171 to 1292 and encodes 373 amino acids. Gene Ontology annotation, cellular component: plasma membrane. The transcript is spliced from 3 exons.
AGUCCAGUGCGAAAAUUCGCGUGGAAAGCUCCUCGCAGGUGUGUCUUCGAGUGCUUUCACGCCGAUUCAGUGAGUGCAGUGUGAAACUUUCCCGGAUGUUGGUUCCAUUCGCAGCAAAAUAAAUCGAUGCAGCCGCCAGCCAGCUCCUCCACCCUCCACCCUUAGAAACAAUGAUCCGCGACCCGCGUUCAUCCCCCACGACCCCGUCGUACCCCGGCUACCCCCCACACUCCCCCUACUUGCGUCGCGCUUCGCCCCCCGGCAGUCCAGCCCCGAAAAAAUGCUGCUUCGAGCAUAAAGAACCGCGCGAGACGUUCUUCUGCUGUUGUUACACGUGUUCCGGCGACAAGACAACAUCGAUUUUAGCCACUUUGGGUGUGUGCUGUUUAGUCCUGGCUUACACCAUUCUCGGGGCUUUCGUAUUCAUGACAUUAGAAGGAGGCAUACAUCACGACACGGCAGUCGCUGCCUCCAAAUUAGACCCCAAAAGCGAGACCUCCAUCCCCAAUGCGGGGGAACUGCGCGCCGAGACCGUCGACCGCCUCUGGAGCAUUACGGAGAAUUUGAAUAUUCUGUACAGGGAGAACUGGACGCGGCUGGCGGCCGAGGAGGUGCUGCUGUUCCAGGAGGCCCUCUUCAAGACCUUGCGGCACUCGGACGGGGGCCAGUUCGGGGCUGGCACGGCCUACUAUGGCCAGCAGAUGCACAAGUGGAGCUUUAGUUCGUCGUUUUUGUACUCGCUGACGCUCAUCACGACAAUAGGCUAUGGUUCCGUCUCACCGCGGACAUCUUGGGGUAAACUCGUCACCAUCUUGUACGCCUUGGUGGGAAUCCCCCUCAUGUUGCUCUACCUAUCAACAACCGGCGACCUCCUGGCCCGCAGUUUCCGGCGCCUUUACGGCAAACUCUGCGGCAUGAGCAGCCAGAAGCCCCCAUGUCCCUGCACCAACCCCGUGCGGGUCCCCGUCACCCUCUGCCUCGUCAUCGUCCUCGCCUACAUCUGCUCAGGGGCCGUGCUCUUCCACCGACUGGAAAACUGGUCGCUGCUGGAGGGCUCCUACUUCUGCUUCACCUCCCUGGGGACCAUAGGCUUUGGGGACCUCCUCCCGGGGCAAAACGCCGAGGAGGUCUCCCUGUGCGCAUGCUCGGCUUACAUCCUCACCGGCAUGGCCCUGGUGGCCAUGUGCUUCAGCCUCGUCCAAGACGAAGUCAUCAAUCUCCUGCGCUACAUUGGGGCCACGUGCACCCGCAACAAGAUGCUCAAGGUGCGCGACGAGGAGAGCGCCUCCUGA